GUCGAGAUUAUUCAUCACAGGUGAUUGUUCCUUGUGAGGGUGGUUGACGCCCUUCCUGGAACCAUCUGUCUCAUUGUCUUCCGUUCAAUCUCAUUUACUCAGGGUUUGCCUUAUUGAAACUUCUCUGUCCAUACCCACAUCCGGUGAACAGGGCGGGUUAGAGUCCAGCUUGAGUGAACUGUGAUAGAAAUUGAUCCGGUCCACUGCGUUGAUGAAUGGUUUCGCAAGAGGAAUACGCUAGCUGCCUGCAUUUUUCUUAGGCCGUGGCCUGUUCCUCGGAAUCGUGGCCCACCUGAUGGUCAGACACUCGAAAUAAUUGGUUUCCUACUUUAGCAAGACUCUCCGAAGGAUACACAAUGGUGUACCACUGGCAGAGCCACAAUGUGAAGGUUUCUGGUGUAGAUGACAUGGUCCUCCUCUCCAAGAUCACAGAUGAUGCCAUUGUUGAGAAUUUGAAGAAGCGAUUCAAUGAUGACUACAUAUUUACUUAUAUUGGCCCAGUGCUUGUCUCCAUCAAUCCUUUCAAGAAGCUCCCAUACUUCAGUGACAAGGAGGUGGAACUAUAUCAAGGAGCAGCUCAGUAUGAAAACCCUCCCCACAUCUAUGCUGUGGCAGACAACAUGUACCGCAAUAUGAUGAUUGACUCUGAGAGCCAAUGUGUCAUCAUCAGUGGUGAAUCAGGAGCUGGGAAAACUGUAGCAGCCAAGUAUAUCAUGUCAUAUGUGGCUCGGAUUUCUGGAGGUGGCGAUCGAGUUCAGCACACAAAGGAUGUGAUUUUAGAGUCUAAUCCUCUUCUUGAGGCCUUUGGCAAUGCCAAGACUGUCAGAAAUAACAAUUCCAGUCGCUUUGGAAAGUAUGUGGAGAUUCUGUUCAGCCCUGGAGGAGAGACGCUUGGAGGUAGGAUUUCCAAUUUCCUGCUGGAAAAAUCUCGAGUUGUAAGCCAGAAUUCAGAUGAGAGGAAUUUUCACAUCUUCUAUCAGCUACUUGCUGGAGCUCCUCGACAAUAUCAAGAAAGCCUGGGCCUCACAGAUCCUGAAUACUUCUAUUACUUAAGCCAAAGUGGCAUUUAUCGAGUUGAAGGGACCAAUGAUGCUGUGGACUUCCAGGAAACACUUAAAGCUAUGUCUGUGAUGGGGUUCAGUGAUGAACUGCAGUCAGACAUCCUGUCAGCAGUUUCUGGUGUGCUUCACAUGGGGAAUAUCCAGUUUGUGGAGAAAGGGAACUAUGCACAGAUCAGCAAUCAUGAAUUCCUGAACUAUCCUGCAUACCUGUUCCAAGUGGACCAGUCCCAGUUGGCUACAAAGUUGAUCAGCCGGACCAUGGAUGGUCGUUGGGGUGGGAAAAGUGAGAGCAUCCAUGUCACAUUGAACGUUGAACAGGCAGCUUACACCCGGGAUGCAUGGGCCAAAGGAGUCUAUACACGACUCUUUGAUUUUAUUGUGAAGGCUGUGAAUGAGGCCAUGGUGACAAGAGACACUGAACUCAAAAUGGGCAUCCUGGACAUCUAUGGGUUUGAGAUCUUUGGGCGCAAUGGAUUUGAGCAGUUCUGCAUCAAUUAUGUCAAUGAAAAACUGCAGCAGAUCUUCAUCGAGCUCACUCUAAAAGCAGAACAAGAGGAAUAUCAGGCGGAAGGGAUACGGUGGACCCCGAUCGAGUAUUUCAACAACAAGGUGGUGUGCGAAUUGAUCGAAGAGAGGAAGCCGCCGGGGAUCAUGAGCGUCUUGGAUGAUGUCUGUGCCACAAUGCAUGCCGUCUCCGAGGGCGCCGAUCGGGACCUUCAGCAAAAGCUGAAUCAAAGUGUGGGGAUGCAUGCUCACUACCAGGGAAGCAGUGUGGGAUUCGUCAUCCAUCACUAUGCCGGGAAGGUGAUAUAUAAUGUGGAAGGAUUCUGUGAGAGGAAUCGAGACGUCCUCUUCCAGGAUAUCAUUCAUGUUAUGCAGGCCAGCAACAGUGCAUUCCUGAGGAAUCUAUUCCCAGAGAGAGUGGAAACUGGCAAGGGUCGGCCAACGACUGCAGGGAGCAAGAUCAAGACCCAAGCCAAUCAGCUUGUUGAGACUUUGAUGAGAUGCUACCCCCACUAUAUCAGAUGCAUUAAGCCAAAUGAGACGAAGAAGCCACGCGACUGGGAGGAUGAUCGAGUUCAUCAUCAGGUGGAGUACCUGGGACUAAAGGAGAACAUUCGAGUCCGCAGGGCCGGAUUUGCCUAUCGACGCCCCUUUGACAGGUUUCUCAGGAGGUAUGCCAUUGUAUGCCCUGAGACAUGGCCCUCUUGGAGAGGAGAUGUACGAACAGGAGUCAUGCGAAUUCUUGCCACAGCCAACCUUGAUCUGGAUCAGUAUCAGCUUGGAAGGUCCAAGCUCUUCAUCAAAGCUCCUGAAUCUUUGUUCCUGUUGGAGGAGAUGCGUGAGAGGAAAUUUGAUGGUCAUGCUCGUAUUAUCCAGCGGGCAUUCCGACGCUACUUUGCUCAUAAGAGAUACUUGAAGACCAAACAGGAAGCUGCUGAGCUAUUCUUCUGCAAAAAGGAUCGCAGACGAUUCUCACUGAACCGGAAUUUUGUCGGCGACUACCUUGGCCUGGAUUCUAGGCCAGACCUGCAGGCUCUCAUUGGCCGACGCGAAAGGGUCAUCUUCGCACAAACCGUCAACAAGUUUGAUCGCAGGUUCAAGAGCUGCAAGAGAGACCUGAUCCUCACUGCACACUUUGUCCUUCUCCUGGGUCGGGAGAAGGUCAAGGAGAAGGGCCCCGACAAAGGGAAGGUCAAGCCGGUCAUCAAGCGGAAAAUUGGCUUUGAGAACUUGGAUCAUGUUGGUCUCAGCAUAUUGCAGGAUGACUUCUUGGUCCUCUACGUCCGCAAUGAGUAUGACUCCCUAUUAGAGGUGGCUCUCAAGACAGAAUUUGUCUAUGCAUUGGCCAAGAAGUAUCGAGAAAAGAUGAAUCGUGACCUUCAGAUUGCAUUUCUCAACAAGUUGGAGUUCCGGGUGAAGAAAGAAGGAUGGGGAGGAGGAUCAACGAGGACAGUGCGAUUUGAAUGCAAUCCCCAAGUGGGGAACAAAGGCAUUGCCCAGGCCAGCUCCAAGGCCCUCGUAGUCUCUGUUGCCCCUGGCCUGGGAAACAAUGCACGACCACAGCUGUCAACACCAAUGAGACCAGUAGGGGGUAGGGGAACAGCAGAAGCCCGCAAGAUAUCCAUUCCCUCAAGAUCUGCCCCUCUCCCACCUUCUUCCAACCAGCCAGCCCGGCCAUUGCCUCCCAUGAACUUUCAGCCAAGUCAUCAUCCAAUGUUACCUACAAAUCGCCCACCACCACCCCCCUCUGAACCAGCUCCACUUAAUCAACCCAAGCUGGAAAACGUUUCUGCAUUCCGUAACAAACAGAUUCAGCCUGGUAGGACAGGUGUGCCCUCACUGCCUUCAAGUGGUACUCAUAAUAUAUCCAGGAAAAUCUCAGCCACUCUGGAGAAGAUCCAAAAGGAUUUGGAAUUCUUGAAACCACCCGAACCUGGAGUUGCAGGACAGAAGAGAGAGAGUCUUAGUAAGCCUGUCCCAGGUGGGGGUCGGAUGAAGCCACAACUCCCACCCAAAAAGCCUUCUGCGGGGCCGAAAUGUCGGGCCCUGUAUGAUUAUGAACCCACUGACACUGAUGAGCUCCUCAUAAAGGAAGGAGAUGUCAUUGAAAUCAUCAAAGAAGAUCCUAAUGGCUGGUGGGAAGGGGUCCUCCGGGGGCGGAAGGGUCUUUUCCCGGGGAACUAUGUUGAGAAACUCUGAGGAAAGAAAUUCAUAAGAUGACAUCUUGCUCUCUGUCUCAUCUGUGAUGAUCGCUGAGUAUUCCUGCCCAUGGAACUUCCUCCAACUCCAAGAUACUUUUGCUGGCCUUUGUCUGCUUGGAUCAUUUGUUGUUCCUGUGUCGAGGCUCUUUGACCCUUGAGUGUGUUUCAGGAUGUAUUCAGCUUCAGCUCGUAGACUGCAAGCACUCAGGAAGGUUUUGAUUUCUUGUGAAUGGAUUUUUUACUGAUGGCUUGCGGUCCAUCUUUUCAUCUCUAUCUUGCUUAUAUACCACUCAGGACCUAGUGGUAAACAUGAUGAAAGGUAUGACAAGCCUCUAGGACAGUCACUCAGACAGUUGAAUACUUGCAUGAACAUGUUGAUUAAUGGAACAUUUAGUAAAUCUGAUC
Darwinula stevensoni is the source of this 4171-nucleotide messenger RNA. Lineage: Eukaryota; Metazoa; Arthropoda; Ostracoda; Podocopida; Darwinulidae. The record is from the annotation of a GenBank genome assembly.